This is a messenger RNA of Spodoptera exigua (beet armyworm), 203 nucleotides long. The record is from the annotation of a GenBank genome assembly. NCBI's taxonomy places the organism in Eukaryota, Metazoa, Arthropoda, Insecta, Lepidoptera, Noctuidae.
AUCAUCCAGUACAUAAAUUGGAUUUAGUUAAUACAAUCACCUCUACAUGAAACUUCCUUUAAACAUCAUUAAAAUUUUGUCAGUGAUUCUGAUAAUACAUUACUCAGUCACAACUAUGCUUAGCAUAACUUAUGAUUACCAAUGAAAAACUUUGAGAUAGUAAAAAUUCUGUUAAAAGUAUGUUGAAAUGUGAUAUUGGUUCA